AUGUCGUGGAGAAAUGAUAUUCGUAUAGUUGUUGGUCUAGAUUUUGGGACCACUUAUUCGAGAUUUGCUUACUGUCAUACUGCUUCUGCUUGUCAAGAAAUUUGUACUAAUACUGAUUGGGAAGAACUUACUGGUCAUUAUAAAAUGAAUACGGUUCUUCAAUAUGAUGAAAAACUUGAUAAAGCAGUAUCAUGGGGAAAACCAGCUUUCGCUAAAAGGGCCGAAAGAAAAUCUAAAGCUCAAGAUGAACCAAAAUCUGUCGGUUUAUUUAAAUUACAUUUAGGAAAAUUACAAGAUGAUUUAAAACCUAAAAUUCCAGUUGAUUAUAAAAUUGCUAUUACCGAUUAUUUCAGAGAAAUGGGAAAGUUAAUAAAAUCUAAAAUAAAUAAUCAUUGGCCAGAUAUGAAUUUUCAUGAAAAUGUUCUUUUAGUAAUUAGUGUUCCUGCUGAAUAUUCAAAGAAAGAAAUGGCAAUAAUAAGAGAAUGUGCAUUUAAGGCUGAUUUGAUUAUUAAAGAAAAUACCGAAUAUUUACAAUUCACUACUGAACCCGAGGCUGCUGCAAUUUAUUGUAUGAAAAAAUGUCUAAAAGAAUAUUCUUUGGCCUCAAUAGGAACAACUUUUAUGAUCGUUGAUUGUGGCGGUGGCACAGUAGAUUUGACUACACGUAAAAUCGAAGGUGAAAAUCAAUUAGGUGAAAUUACUGAACGAGCUGGUGAUUAUUGUGGAAGUUCAUUUAUCGAUGAAGCAUUCCUUAAAUAUUUAAGUAGUAUAGUUGGUGAUUCAACUAUUGACAUAUUAAAAGAUAAGAAGAGCAAGUCAUUACAAUAUAUGGUUCAACAUUUUUGUCGAAAAGCUAAAUUUCCAUUUACUGGUGAAGAUCCUGAUUUUUGUUACGAAUUAGAUAUUUUGGAUAUUAUUAAAGUUUUAAGAAAAUGUGUUAAAGAUGAAAUUAAAGAAAAAUUGGAUAAAAUUAAUUGGUUGAUUGAAAUUGAUUAUGAAAAAAUAAAAUCAAUGUUUGAUCCAAUUGUUGAAAGAAUUCUUAACAUGAUAGAAACUCAACUUAAUAAUUCUAGAGAUGAAUGUUCUAUUAUGUUUUUAGUUGGAGGUUUUGGUCAAUCAAAAUAUUUAAAAAAUAGAAUUGAAGAAAAAUUUAAGGAUCGUGUGAAAACUAUUGUUGUACCUAAAGAUCCUAUCGCUGCAGUCGUUCGUGGUGCAACUUUAUAUGGUUUAAGUUUAUAUGAUCAACUUGAAGAAAAAAUACCUUUCAUAUUAAAGAAUCGAAUAUUAAAUUAUACUUAUGGAAUUAAAGUUUUAAUGGAACCUACAAAAAGUGAUCCACCAGAAUUGAAAACAAUUGAUGGUUACGUUGAAAGAUUUCAUUGUAUAGCAAAACGAGGAACUGUUAUUGAUAUUGAUAAAGAAAUUCUUGUAUCUGAUUUAUGUCCUAUUAAUGAAUUUCAAUCUAGUGCUACAUUUUAUAUUUAUUUUACAAAAGAAUAUCAUCCAAAAUAUUGUGCUGGAAUGGAAUUGUUAGGAACUCUUAAGAUUGAUCUUUCUGAUCGUGGUCCUAAUAGAAGUGUUAGUUUUGCAUUAUCAUUUGGUCAAAUGGAACUUACAGCUACUGCAAGAAAUGAAACAAAUGGUCAAAAUUAUCAUGCUAUUUUUAAAAUUGACGAAGAUUUAGGAGUUAGCAAAAAGAAAUGUAAUUAUAUUAAUAAUUGA
Messenger RNA from Rhizophagus irregularis DAOM 181602=DAOM 197198, 1722 nucleotides. RefSeq lists its product as uncharacterized. The record is from RefSeq and is a predicted model, not a curated record. NCBI's taxonomy places the organism in Eukaryota, Fungi, Glomeromycota, Glomeromycetes, Glomerales, Glomeraceae.